AUGGCGAGAUCCUUGAUGCCCUCCACUUCUUCCACCGCCAGCACUACUACUACAACAACCACCACCAUACUAACCCUAGAAACCGCAUCUUCCUCCAAUCAACAACAACAACAGCCAAUUACGGAAACCCUAGUUUUGAAAUUGAAGGCACCUAAGAAGAAGGUUUCGUGGAAGGAAGGCACGGUGGACAACGAGUUCAUGAACAAGAAGAGUUCUAAGAAAUGCUGCAUUUUCCACAAGGAAAAGCCGUUCGAUGAUGAUGAUUCGGAUGAGGACGAUGAUCACAAACAUAGUCGUGGUGAUGGUGAUGGUGAUGGUGAUGGGAAUUGUUUCCAUGGCCAUGGGGAGAACAUUACUGGGCAGUGA
This is a messenger RNA of Fraxinus pennsylvanica, 366 nucleotides long. The record is from the annotation of a GenBank genome assembly. NCBI's taxonomy places the organism in Eukaryota, Viridiplantae, Streptophyta, Magnoliopsida, Lamiales, Oleaceae.